GGGCUAUCAGAUUACCGUUUCAGAUAGAUGAUGCUAAUCCUAUUAAGCCUGAGUCCAAUAAAUCCUCAGCCUCACAGUUCGAGAGUGUCAUUAUUGUCCCAGAGGAGAGCGUGCAUGAAGAGGACGACAGCAGCUCGGCAGACAUUAUUGUGGCUGGACAUGUAAAAUCCCUGGAUAAGGUAAGUGAUACCAAGGAGAAGAAAAAUCAAUGUAUGGAUCCCAAGAUAUACCAGGGGUAUACACUCCAGAUUUUGUAGACUACAUCUCCCCUGAUGCUUUGCCAGUAUAAUGGGAAUUGUAGUUCAUAACAUCUGGAGUGCAGAAGGUUGCCAACCCCGAUACUGGCCCAAAGACUGGCAUAGAUUAAUUGGAUGUCCUAGGCCCAAACACUGGCAUAGAUUAUCUACAUACCAACACAAUCAAUACUAGCAACUCGUGAUCUCUUCUCGCAGAGAAAUGGGGGGUUUACAAUUGUGUACAUAGAUUCAUAUUGUGAUUAAUUGUGUGCUGAUUGCAAGGGUUGGGGCAGAAUCGGUUUGGCCUCAACUUACAAAGUUGUUUAACAAAAGUCAAACCGGUUUAUUCGCCAGGUAAAAUACUGUGUAAUAGAUUCUGUUAUGGAACUGGGGAAUUCAAAUAUUGGGACAAAAAACCUGAGCUGGAAAAAAAGAAUUAAAAAUCUGUCGCAGUUAUUUUUCUGUUUCUGCAUUUUGUUCUAAUUUUGGUUAAUUUCCUCGUCAAUUCUCUGCCAUUUUGGCUGAGUGAAUAAAACUUUCAAUGAUUGCUAAAGGAGAAACAUAUCAUGUGACGGCCAAGCCGUGGUGACCCUAUAGUGACAUAAUUUACUCGUGUACACGGGACGUCUUGCGCACAUGUUCUCCUACAGGACAGAAAGAUCUAGAUAUUCCCAAAACAAUGCAUUUAGGGAUUGGUGUCACCAAUAAGCCUCUUUAGAUGACAGUACCUUGCUGCUUCAGCAAAACCUUUUCUUUAAUCCCAUCAGAAGCCAUCCAGCCACAAGCACAUCAGAGUGAUAUCCAUCUGAGGCUUAGAACAGACACAAUGCAAGGGAGACAUAAAGCGAUAAUGUUCUAAGAGAAAUCUACAUAACACGUCACAGCAAUGUACUAAACAUCUCUCUCCUUACUGACCUUGGAAGGAAGGCUCGAUUAGUUGAUACUGCUGGGAAAUAAACAUGCAGUAUCAACAGGUAUUGGCAUUUGCUAAGGGAAGAGGGAUACAGCACCCAGAUCACUUCAACGAGAAGACGUGGUCUGGGUGCCAAAACUGACCCUUAAAGUUAACUCCACUGAGCUAAUCAACCAGGAAGUAGCAGGACCUGUUGUCUGAUUGACAGCCAAGGGGGCGUGACAAUGUUACUUUAUUAGUGAGUCAAUUUCUAUUGAAUUCUGCAUAUAUUUUUUUCUUCACACAUAAAGCAUUUCAGCAAGCUAAAGUGUUUUAGGGGUCUGGAGUGACCCUUUAAUGAUGGAGAGGGUUAACUGCUCAGAUUGUGAUACCAUGCGCGUUUUUGGUUUUAUAUUUAUUUAUUAAACUUUUCAUCUGCCUACGUUUCACAGAUCCAUUUGCAGUUCUUUGUAAUACACUGUUUAAUCGAUGAGUCACUAAGUAUUAUUAAAACCCAACAUGGAGCACAUGGAGAUUUGCAAAUGCCAGAUAAAAAGCCCUGGCUAAUAAAAAUAACAUGCACAAGAGCCAUUUAUUUAAAGUGACAGAGAGAACAGAGUAUUUAGCGUAUAGGACUAAUUAAUAGCAAGCCACAAAACCUAUGCAGGAUACAGCCUAUGAGCCUAGUCAGUGUAUUAUUACAGUUCAGUGUAGUGGUCAUGGUGCUACGUGGUGUUGUCCCCUGGUUUUCUGUAUAACUAGUAUGGAGAGAUUUUCCAACCUCCUCUGCAGUUACAGCUAAAGCAAAAAAUGACGUGUAGGCCAAGAACACCGGGGAUGAGCUAGAUGGGUGCAGGUUAGCCCAGGACUGGCCUCCGAGGUGAGUGGGAGAUAUUGGAUUUUAUCCAGAGAAGUGGGAGUUUAGAGAUGGAUUCCGGAUACGCAGGAGUUUAGGAAUAGAGUCUAUGGCGGUGGGGUAAUGGAUAGAGUCUGGAAAAGUGGGAGUUUAGAUAAAGAACCAGGGAGAUUGGGAGCUUAGGGACAGAGUCCUUAAAGGUAAAGGAAUGUGAUGGAGAUUUUUAAGGAGGUAGAAUGAGAUACAUUUUUCAUUUGGAAACGGUGCAGGAAUGGGGUAUCGUUAUGGUAUGGUGAAGAAAUUACUUAAGGGAGUGGAUGAAGUAGUGCUACUACAAAGUGGAGGGAUGAUUGGUGAGAAAAGAAGGCAGGAAUGGGCAGCAAUACCGGAAACUGUUAGAAUGGGACCUGGGAAGAGAGAAUGAAAGAAUGAAUGAAAGAAAGUGUAAUGAGAGGUGACGUCAUGUUUUGGACCUCGAUGAUCUAACAGGAUGGGAUGUGGACCUCUGUGAUCUGAGUGAAUGGGAUUUGGACCUUGGUGAUCUGAGUGAAUGGGAUUUGGACAUUGGUGAUCUGAGAGGAUGGGAUAUGGACCUUGGUGAUCUGAGAGGAUGGGAUUUGGACCUUAGUGAUGUGAGUGAAUGAGAUUUGGACCUCAGUGAUCUGAGAGGAUUGGAUUUAGACCUAAGUGAUCUGAGAGAAUGGGAUUUGGACCUGAAUGAGGUAAGUUGGUAGGAAGUGAUGUGAAGUUAUGGGAAAGAUGAUGAUGUGAGAAGAUGCGGACAUAAUUAAUAUUUCUGGUCCGGUGUCUAUGCAUAUCACAAAUCUGUAGGAAGCUGUAGAAAUAUGUCCUAUAGUUAUGUGUCUCCCCUGGCUCGUUGUGUAGGCUUGCAUGGCAGUCUCAGUGCACACGUCCAUUUUAGUGCACUAUGUUGAAUAUGCACAGAAAUUAAUUUAUGGCAAACAAGAUCUAGCAAGUGGGGAAUAGUAAAUUACGAGGUAAUAUUACACAGUCUUUCAUUUUCACUAAUAAAAAUGAAUGGCCAUUUUCCUUUUAUUAUACUAAGUUCUGGAUUGUUCACAAGAAAUACUUACAGGGUUGUUCACUAAAGCAAGAAUGUAAAGUGUUAAAUAUGUUAAAAUAGCUAAAGUGGUUAAAUCCUUUUUGAAUAUUAACUUUAGUGAACGCAGCAUUUAAUGCCACUACCCUUGAUCAUCCUACAGAGCUCUACGCAUGGAGCUCUGGCAAUAAGCUAUCAAACCAGCAUGGAGACGCAUAUAGAUGAGGUUGCAGCAGCCUCCCAGAUCUCCUGCCAUUCAACGCCCUCUAAUUUCUCGUUCAGGGCCCAUUGAGCUAUAUAAGUGAGCUCCCCCCCAUUCUAACGUGUUUGUGCUGAGGUGUCCAUACAGAAUAGUGAUCAGGCCUUUUGGGAAUUAUUCUUUCAUGCACAUCCUUUCGAAAAACGUGAGUGGGGUCAGCAUGGACGUUUUUGCCGCCGGGUUUUGGGCAUAAUCCCAAAGUUGGAGGUAUCGAAAAAAGUCAGAAGGCCGUAAAGGGGCCCUGGUUUUUAAUUCCUUGAAUGAUAUAAGCGAGCCGCCUUCAUAUAGCUGAUAUAAACGCUGUACCCCUGUGCAGGCAGGGUUAAAGUCUCUAGAUUCCAUCCCCGGGGGAAACGCUUUAUUCCUCAGGUAAGGGGUUAACGAAGAUAAGUGGGUAGAUAUCUCUGCUAGAUAGUAAAAGUAGAGGUUAGGUAAACCCAAUCAGCCCCUCGCUUUCACCCUAUAAAGAACAUUGCGUGAGACUCUAUGCUUCCUAUUCUGCCAAAUGAAUUUUCCUAUAGCUUUUUGAAGUACUCCCAAGUCAGACUUAGUCAGCCUGACCGGGAGUGCUUGAAAUAGGAACAGAAUCCUAGGGAGAAUAUUCAUUUUCACUGAGUGUAUCCUGCUGAUCCAAGAGAUCGGCUUAUCCACCCACCCCUCCAUGUCUUCUAUCAACGUUCGGAUCAUGGGCACAUAAUUUUAUAGAAACAAUUGAGUAGGGUCCGCCGUCAAUCAGACUUAAGUACUUUAUAUGAUCUCACGCUAUACGUAUUUUAUAAGUACGUCCUAUAUGAGCUAUGUCCGUUUCUCUUAUCUAAAUUACAUUUCAGUGGUAUAAAUUGUUAUUAGUAAGUAAUCUAAAAUUUCUCAGCCCCGUUCAUGAUCAAUCCCCCCUAACAUUAAAGGAUCUCUAUAGUGCCAGGAAAACAAACUUGUUUUCCUGGCACUAUAGUGCCCUGAGGGUGCCCCCACCCUCAUUGCCCCCCUCCAGCCGGGCUGAAGGGGGAGGAAGGGAUUAAACACUUACCUUUCUCCAGCGCCAGGCUCCAUCGGCGCUGGGGACUCUCCUCCUUUGGACGUCAUCGGCUGAAUGCGCAUGCGCGGCAAGAGCCGAGCGCGCAUUCAGUCAGUCCAUAGGAAAUCAUUCUCAAUGCAUUCCUAUGGACGCUGGCGUCUUCUCACUGUGAAAAUCACAGUGAGAAGCGCCUCUAGCGGCUGUCAAUGAGACAGCCACUAGAGGCUGGAUUAACCCAUAUGUAAACAUAGCAGUUUCUAUGAAACUGCUAUGUUUACAGCAGGCAGGGUUAACCCUAGAGGGACCUGGCACCCAGACCACUUCAUUGAGCUGAAGUGGUCUGGGUGCCUAUAGUGGUCCUUUAAAGGGAUACUAUAGUCACCAGAACAACAACAGCUUAAUGUAGUUGUUCUGGUGAGUACAAUCAUUGCCUUUUCAGAGAAAAGGUAGUGUUUAUAUUGCCUCUAGGGACAUCUCCAAGUGUCCACUCCUUAGAUGGCCACUGGAGGUGCUUCCUGGGUCAGUGCUGUACAGCAAGCAGCCCUGCCGAUCAGCAUCUCCACGCAUGGCGAGGGGGACGCUAAAUUUUCCUUAUAGAGAUGCAUUGAUUCAGUGGAGGUGGCUCUCUCUAUGCUGACUGCCAGGUGUAAAGGGCGGAGCUUAUAACAAUGACUGACAGGGAGCUAAGAUGGAGGUGGCUCUCUCUAUACUGACUGCCAGGUGUAAAGGGCGGAGCUUAUAACAAUGAUUGACAGGGAGCUAAGAUGGAGGCGGCUCUCUCUAUACUGACUGCCAGGUGUAAAGGGCGGAGCUUAUAACAAUGACUUGACUCUCUCUAGACUGGAAGCUUAUAACAAUGAUGACAGAGCUAAGAUGGAGGCGGCUCUCUCUAUACUGACUGCCAGGUGUAAAGGGCGGAGCUUAUAACAAUGAUUGACAGGGAGCUAAGAUGGAGGUGGCUCUCUCUAUACUGACUGCCAGGUGUAAAGGGCGGAGCUUAUAACAAUGAUUGACAGGGAGCUAAGAUGGAGGUGGCUCUCUCUAUACUGACUGCCAUGUGUAAAGGGCGGAGCUUAUAACAAUGAUUGAUGGAGGCGCCCAGUUACAGGAUAAAAAGGUGUGAAUUUCUACAUUUAAUUUUACUGUUCACUCCUCAACAAUAGCUAUUUGCUAAAUAUUAAGAUAGGUCAUAAGUCAAUAUAAUAUUAAAAGCCGCGUGAAGGGACAGCUCCCUUUGUAGGGUUACAGAAUUACUAGUUAAAAUAAAACCCCAGUGUCUCUUUAAAUUUAUACCCUGCUCAUUGUAAAGAGAAAAACGACUUCUUGGCUAUUUUAACCAUUCGCAGGGGACACACUCCUGAUUUGAAGAAAUGGCUGGGAGUGUUGAGGGUAGUGGUGAUUUAGCAAUAACUAAUAAUAAUUUUGGUAACUGCAUGACCUAUUCAUAUCUAGUUCUAGAAUUGGAAUAUAUAAUUUAUUCCAAACAGUAUUUUAUUUACAGCAGCACAUUAACAGAACUACCCCAUGCAGAUGUAGAAGGUAAUUAUGAUUAAUCAGGAUGGUUAGGCAAACAUUGACUUGUAUUACAAUCUCCCCCUAGUAUACACAGAUUGGUUUUUGGAGCGAGGUACUUUCUCUUGUUAAGGAGAGAAAUUGGGUCGUUUCCAGUGGUUUCACUCUCAGGCCAGUCACAUGCUACCCGUUGCCUCUCGCGUCCUUGGACUAAGCGGAUCAGGUCUGAGCCCAGUUAAUGCCCAGGUCAGCAGGAAUUAGCACCUCUCAGAAAAACUAUUUACAUGGAAAUAAAACAUGGAGCGAAGCAGAGUGAUAGAAAUCGUGUCAUCACGUUGUUUAUAUUCCAUUUUUAAUGUUUGAAGAUAUACAAAUGUAACAUCUGAUAUUAAUUUGUUAUAUUUGCAAUAUUGUAUCAUUACGGGGGAUUAUUCACUUACCAGCUAGUCACUGUGCAGAGGACACGACAUUGUAAUGUAUCCGAUAAUAGUAAUGGGAUUCGUCUAAAUUGCAGAUUACAAGUUCGUGAACGUUUCUCUUUAUAAUUUUUGUGGCUGUCUGUUAUUCUACAAAAUCGAAAAUUUCCAGAAACAGUGAAUUAAAUUCAAACUGAGUUCGAAAUACCUUGAAUUUCCGUUAAUGCACACUUGACAGGGUUAUUCAUGGAAAGCGAGAAUUGAUAGGAAUUCACAGUGAAUUUCAAAUUUAAAGGGCCACUAUAAUCACCAGAACAACUACAGUUUAUUGAAUUUGUUCUGGUGAGUAGAAUCAUUACCUUCAGGCUUUUUGCUGUAAACACUGUCUUUUCAGAGAAAAUGCAGUGUUUACAUUACAGCCUAGUGAUAACUUCACUGGCCACUCCUCAGAUGGCUGUUAGAGAUCCUUCCUGGGUCAUGGCUACCUAAAAUGCAUCCAAACAUUUCGUAUCUCCUCCCUAUGCAUGCAGACACUGAACUUUCCUCAUAGAGAUUCAUUGAUUCAAUUCAUCUCUAUGAGGAGAUACUGAUUGGCCAGGGCUGUGUUUUAAUUCUGCUGGCUUCGCCCCUGACCUGCCUCUUUGUCAGUCUCAGCCAGUCCUAUGGGGAAGCAUUGUGAUUGGAUCAGGCUACCACUUCUGAUGAUGUCCGCAGACUGCUUGUUUUUCUGAGUCUAACAGCAUGCAGCGUUACAGCUUCAGGCUUGAAUACAGUAAGAUUUUGCUAUAUUUAUGGAGGCAUGAGGAGCCCAGGGGGGCUAGAUGGUUUCAACACUAUACGGUCAGGAAUACAUGUUUGAGUUUCUGACCCUGUAGUGAUCCUUAAAGGCUAAACUAGCCGACCUAGAAACAAUUUUCCGACUCAGAUCUGCUUCCAGUUUGCAUACUUUGACCUUAAAUUUGAAAUCUACUUUGAAUACCUGGUAAUUCUUACUGUGCUAUUUCUGCCUUAGACAAAAGAUAAAUGUGAAUUGAACAAAACAUCAUAGAGAAUACUCACUUGAAUGCCUGCAUACAAUCGGUUCUCUCCUUUAUUUUGACAGGUGUCUUUUUAACUUCCCCAGUUGGGUGGCUCCAUCAGGCUCUGCACCCAGUGACUGCCAGACACCGAGGAUUAAACAGAGGUCACCUACACCAUGAACCUCGAACCCGCCAAAGCGGAUAUCAAAUCAGCCACCCGAGUAACAGGGGGCCCUGCCACCCCCAGGAAAGGACCCCCAAAAUUCAAACAACGGCAAACUAGGCAGUUCAAAAGCAAACCUCCAAAGAAAGGUGUACAAGGGUAAGAAAUGAGCUAUGCUUGUUGUAUGUCAAUGGUUCUCAGACCAGCCAGAAGGAACCACCAGUACUCCGAUUACCCAUUUAUAUAUUUUACACUUUGCCCAUUACUUCUGGCAGGGAGUACAGAGCUACAAUCUUUGGCCUUGUGGCACAGAUAUCAGAGAGGCUCUGCUUCUUUAUUGGUAGAGCUCAAAUCAGUGCCAGAUGGUGCCAGGACAUCAUCCAUUAAUCACUGCUCAUAGAGUUUUAAGGAGUCAAAGUGACCCCAUACACAGCACACACAGGUUAGAUGUGGAUUAUCGGUCUAUAUUAACACUGUGCAUACAUACAGAAAGGUGGAAUGGCAAUAGAGUAGUCAGGGUUACAGAAUACAUUCUUUCGAUAUGUCUAGAUGGGUCAAACUCUGUUAUUUUAUCCUAAAAUUUGACUAUCUUGAAAUUCGAAAAUGAUUGUAGAAGCCACACUCAAUCCCAGCAAUCUCACAACGACAAGGCAACCAAGAAAUUCCCCAGGAACUCAAAGUGUUAAAGCCGCAGGCAGAUUUAAAGAAACAAAAUAAGACCAGCAACGUUUUGACCACGUAAGAGGUCUUAUUCAAGCUAAUAGCUAAUAGCUUGAAAAAUACAUCUUUUAGAUUGAAAAAGACCUCUUAGGAAGUUGAAACGUUGCUGGUCUUUUUUGUUUCAUUAAAACUGCCUGCAGCUUUAACACUUUGAGUGCCUGGGGAAUUUCUUUGUUGCAAUAUCUUGAAAUUCCUGACAGUUGGAACGUUAGUGAAAAAUUUCACCAGGAUCUAACACGUCUCUCUUCAUCCUCAGGUUUGGAGAUGAUAUUCCCGGCAUGGAGGGUCUAGGAACAGGUAAUUCCAGCCUUCUGUUCGUCAGGUCACCAAUAACUUACUGUAUACAGAGGAGGAUAAAUGGGGGUGGAUCAGUGUAUUGUACUCUAGAGAUCCAUUAAAGGAUCGUACCCACCAUAUUCCACGGUAAUGGUUUAUGGCAGGAGUACCCCGGGCCCAGGUCCCAGUUAAUGCUGGUUUGCCCCCUUACUUGGGACCCGCCGGUUUCAGAAGCACCCUGCCACUGUUGUGACAUGCGUCUAGCUUCUACAGAAGCCACAGUCAUCAUUGAUUGACUGAGAGCGUCAGCUUACCACUCUCAGCCAAGGACUGACAUUCUGUGUAAAGAACGUUGCACAGAUUUGAUAUUAGUCAGCCCGAAACUCCAUUUCCAGGCUGGCUUACGGCAGAGAGGUUAAACGCAGAAUGUGCUGUAUUUCAUCACAAAACGCUACACAUACAGACUCCAGGCACCAUAACCACUUCAAAUCAUUGAAGUCACUGUGAUUUGAAGUGGUGAUGGUGCCUGGAAUAAUACUUUGUCAGAACAUCAGCAGAAUUAUUAUAUGGGGUUAGACUAGUGCAGCCUCCGUGGUUAAUUGUACAGCACAGUUUAAAAUGUCCUACAAAUAAAUUAGAGUACAUUUACUUCUUAUACGUUCCAAUACAUGUUGAGAUUAUGGUUUACUCCAACUAAACAUCCUACUUACACAAGGAGCCGCUGAAAUCUUAAAAUAAUGCUGGCACGAGAGAGAAAGACUUAUUAAAGAAGGAUUUGUAACCCGCACGCCAUGGAUAAAUGGUGUGCACUUUUUUUAUAAUGUCAUUUAAUGCAAAGCUGCACCUCCACACAGUGAGGGCAUGCAUGGUGCCUCGGUCAGACGUUUUGUAUCCACACUGGAUUUUGGAAACAAUAGAGAGGAUCCCAUAAGGGUCAUUAUAUUAUCAUAGCUUUGCAAGAACUUCACUAACCAACACUCCCUCACCCAUAGAACACCACUGAUCGUCUUAUUGAACAAAGUCAAAGUAUUUAGUCUCCGGUGAGAGAACUAUGAUGUGCGCACCCGAUGAUCAUCAGGUGUGAAUAGGAAAUGUGGAAAAAGCAAUGAUACAUUUUCUAUAAAUCAAUCAAUCACUCAAAGGUUCUGUCAAAGUAUUGUUUGCUUCUACAGAGUUUUUUAAAGGAGACAAUUACUUUAAUAAUUGGUUAUUGUAAUGUUAUCGAGCCCUAUAGUCACAUCAUUGGGUUAUGAAUGAUAUACUGGGUUACAGAGAUUAGAAUUUUGGUGUCAGACCGGCAAUAUUAGAAUAUUAAAUGACAUCAUUGUAACAUCUGUGAUUUUUCUCUCUUUAGACAUCACCGUUAUCUGCCCCUGGGAAGCCUUCAACCAUUUGGAGCUGCACGAGCUGGCCCAGUAUGGCAUUAUCUAGAGAAUCCCCGGUUCUGUCCUUACCCACGCCUGUUUCUUGGUUCUAUAAAUGCAAGGAGAUGUAGUCUGUGUAAGGCUCCGCGCAAGUCAAAAGCAACCAACUCUGUGUUCUUCUUCUUCUUCUGAAGUCCAUGGGGGUCCCCUGCUCUGGUCCAGACAGAUCAACUACACACAUCUCAGCUGUCUCACCAACAUACACACUCCUGUGACGCAGGCCUGCGGGCCCCUCUAGCUAAAAGAUGCUUAAAGGAACCCUAAAGUGUCAAUAACACAAACUUGUAUUCCUGACACUAUAGUGUUGCAUUAACUAUGUAGGUUCCGGCCCCGCAUAGAAAAGGUCCAUUUACUCACCCUUUCUCUCACAGUGUACCGGUCUCGCUGCAACUGGCCCAGCCUCCAUGGCUGAGAUCAUAAUCCAGUAGUGGUUCUGCUGACCAUAGUGUCCCUUUACUGUUUAAAUCCCUUGCUCUGGUCCAGACAGAUUGAAUGCACUCCAUCCCUAGGGGCACCUGCGCAACCUUUGGAAUCAUGCGACCAUAUUGUUUACUAUACUUACAAUCUUUUUACUUUUAGUGACUUGCUCGUUAAAAUUUCAGCAAUUGUCUGGGAAAUUCUAUUACCAUCGUAUUCCUCUACAUCGUCUCCCCAACUGUCCCUCUCUCCUCCUACGAGGGUCACUAGAAGUGUCAACAAUGAUUCAACCUGGGAUUAGUUUAAAAUGUGCGUUUUAUUAAGAGUUAGUGAAUAAACAAGUAGCUGGGCAAUGAGGUUUUAAACAAUCUAUACUUUAUAUCCCCUAUCCACUGCUUGCCCAUUGCUGUAUAAAUUCUCUGCUCCCCAUUCCCACCCAAAUUUUAAUCCUUGUACAUAUUCCCAUGUGUCCGUGCGCCUCCUCCCCCUCCCAGAUUAUAAAUCACCUGUAAUCUGCAUCUAAUCCUCGCUGCACAACUGUUUUAUAAGAUAUAAUAUCACGUGUUGGUUAAAUCCUGCAGAUAAGAAACACUGCUGAUAAAUAAAACACUGUGGUACAAACCGUCUAGAAUCCUUUCAGUUUUACAUUCGCUCCGUAUGAUGUGAAUUGAGCAAGGCUGGGUAUUAAGAAAGUGACAUUUCACGAGAAGGGCAGUACAGAUAGUGUUACAUUGUAUAACGCAGGCUUCCCCAAACUCCGGCCCUCCGGAUGUUGCUGAG
Messenger RNA from Pelobates cultripes (western spadefoot toad), 11045 nucleotides. Lineage: Eukaryota; Metazoa; Chordata; Amphibia; Anura; Pelobatidae. The record is from the annotation of a GenBank genome assembly.